This is a messenger RNA of Henningerozyma blattae CBS 6284, 1158 nucleotides long. It is a transcript of the gene REI1, whose product is annotated as Rei1p. The coding region runs from base 1 to 1158 and encodes 385 amino acids. The record is from RefSeq and is a predicted model, not a curated record. Gene Ontology annotation, biological process: ribosomal large subunit biogenesis. Gene Ontology annotation, cellular component: preribosome, large subunit precursor. NCBI's taxonomy places the organism in Eukaryota, Fungi, Ascomycota, Saccharomycetes, Saccharomycetales, Saccharomycetaceae. The transcript has a single exon.
AUGUCCGUAUUUACCUGUAACUCAUGUAUGUUGGAGUUUCAAUCGGGCCUUGAUCAAAGGACCCAUAUGAAAUCUGAUUGGCAUAGGUAUAACUUGAAAAGACGUGUUGCAAAUUUACCGCCUAUCGAUGAACUCACUUUCAGUUCGAAAGUACAAACCGCCUCUACACAAAAUUCCACAUCCUCUGAUAGAAACAAAACUUCUAAAAAAUCAAAGAGAGAAGCCCUUUUAGAGAAGAAAAAACAAUUAUUGGAAUUACAGAGACAACGUAAUUCACUGGCAAGUGCAGCUGCUGGAAUUAGCGCUACACAAUUGGAAGAUACCGCUAAGACCACUAACGAAAAGACUGAAGAGAUAGAACCAAAGGUAGUAGAGGAAGAAGAGUCGCAAGAACAACUAGCUGAACGUUUGAUGAAAAUUAAGUUGGCAAAUAAAGUGGAUAUUCCAUUAGAAACAUGCUUAUUUUGUCAACCUAGUAAGCCAUUUGAAUCAUUUGAUAAAUGUCUAGAUCAUAUGUUUAGAAACCACGGUUUUUACAUUCCUGAACAAAAAUAUUUACAAGAUAAAGAAGGUUUAGUUCACUAUUUAUCCGAAAAAAUUGGGUUGGGUAAUGUUUGUAUUGUUUGUAAUUACCAAGGUAGAACCUUGGAAGCUACCAGACAACACAUGCUAGCAAAAAGACAUUGCAAAAUCCCUUAUGAAAAUGAAGAUGAAAAAUUAGAAAUUUCUGAAUUUUAUGAUUUCUCAGAAACCUAUGCUAAGCCAGUUGUUAUUUCAGAAGCCGAUAUUAAGGAAGCUGAUAAUGAUGAUUGGGAAGAUGUUGAUUCUGAUGAAAAUUCUGACGAUGAAGAAGCUCCUACUGAAUACUUAUAUCAUGACGGUAUGGAAUUACAUUUGCCAAAUGGGUAUAAAAUUGGUCACCGUUCAUUACAACGUUAUUAUAAACAAAACUUGAGACCAGAGCGUGUAUUAACAGAAGGCCAAGGUACUUUAGUGGCUGCUGAAACAAGAUCUUUCCUCACUCCAAUAGAUAAAAGAUCAGUCGUUGCUCAACAAAGAGCUUGGAAAUCCGAAGUCCAUGACAAAAAGAGGGAUGAUAAGAGGGCUGCUAAAUUUGUUAAUAAUCAACCUCAUUAUAGAGACCAAUUGUUACAAUGA